Molecule: messenger RNA, 451 nt
Organism: Python bivittatus (Burmese python)
Lineage: Eukaryota; Metazoa; Chordata; Lepidosauria; Squamata; Pythonidae
Source: RefSeq, a predicted model, not a curated record
CAUCUGGGCUCAGUUCUUCAUUGACUGCAUUCAUCUCCUUCUGGCCUCCUCAGGUUGUCCCGUUGAAAGGGCUGUGGGAAGACGUCGCACCGACGUUGCCGAAUGAACAUUUUAAUGGCUCACGCCUAUCGCCUCCUGAAGCCGGGCGGGGUCUUCACCUAUUGCAACCUGACAUCCUGGGGGGACCUGCUGAAGAGCAAGUAUUCGGACAUCGAAAGGAUGUUUCAGGAAACACAAAUUACGCACCUGGUGGAGGCAGGCUUUGAGGCCAAGAACAUCCACACUACCAUUAUGGACCUUGUUCCUCCAGCUGACUGCCGAUACUAUGCCUUCCCCAAGAUGAUCAUCCCCGCCAUCUUCAAAUAGAUGUGAUCUCUCUCCCCAGGGAGAAGGAACAGAAAAGGGACUGGUGUGUUGGCAGCAGACACCCGCAGUCUCCAAGCAGCCAGAG